Molecule: messenger RNA, 1319 nt
Organism: Poecile atricapillus (Black-capped chickadee)
Lineage: Eukaryota; Metazoa; Chordata; Aves; Passeriformes; Paridae
Gene: CTHRC1
Product: collagen triple helix repeat containing 1
Exons: 4
Coding region: 145-1119 (324 amino acids)
Source: RefSeq, a predicted model, not a curated record
UCCCGCUGUGGCAUUAGGCGGCUUCUCGCAGAGACAGCUCCUUCACGGGAAAGGGGUCCCCGAGUGCCGAGCAAACACCUGAAGACGCGGAAAGGAACAGCCUGGGGCUCCGUGAGAGCCGGAGGGGCUCCGGGAGAGCCGGGAAUGGCCCGGCAGCGCUGCCGCCGCCCGGCAUCGCCCGGGGAAAGCUCGGCGGGGCCGGCCCGAGGGGCGGGAGCCCCCGGCCCGGUGCCAAUGGCUGCGGGGGGGUGGCUCUGCCUGGCCUGUCUCGCUCGGUUACAGGAUGGAAAUUCCCGGCCUCCCCGGGGAGGGAGCUCUCUGCGCUCUGAAAGGCUCAUUUAUCCCGGCGCUGCCGCCCAGAGCGGGGGACCCGGGCUGCUGCUGCCGCCGGCCCGGCGCAUCCCCGCAUCCCCGCCCCGCACCAUGCUGCUGCUGCUGCUGCUGGCGCUGCUGCUGGCGGCGGCCCCGCCGCACGGCGGCUCCGAGAGCCCCAAGGGGAAGCAGAAAGCGCUCCGCCAGCGGGAGGUGGUGGACGUGUACAAUGGCAUGUGCUUACAAGGCCCCAGUGGCGUUCCUGGACGGGAUGGAAACCCAGGAGCCAAUGGAAUCCCUGGGACACCUGGGAUCCCAGGACGGGAUGGGCUGAAAGGGGAGAAGGGCGAGUGCAUGCGUGAGAGCAUCGAGGAGUCCUGGACACCCAACUUCAAGCAGUGUUCGUGGAGCGCGCUUAAUUACGGCAUCGACCUUGGGAAGAUCGCGGAAUGCACCUUUACCAAGAUGCGCUCCAACAGCGCUCUCCGCGUGCUCUUCAGCGGCUCCCUUCGGCUCAAGUGCAGGAACGCCUGCUGCCAGCGCUGGUACUUCACCUUCAAUGGGGCAGAGUGUGCUGGGCCACUGCCUAUUGAAGCCAUCAUAUACUUAGAUCAAGGAAGCCCAGAGCUGAAUUCUACUAUUAACAUACACAGAACUUCCUCAGUGGAAGGUCUGUGUGAAGGGAUCAAUGCUGGCUUGGUGGAUAUUGCCAUCUGGGUUGGGACGUGCUCAGAUUAUCCACGGGGAGAUGCUUCUACUGGAUGGAAUUCAGUCUCCCGAAUCAUCAUUGAAGAACUGCCAAAAUAACUUUCCUCCUUUUUAUAUAAUACCUUUUUUUUUUUUUUUUUAAUUUUGUACUAUUUUUUUUUUCCAGAGUUUAUUUCAGUAGAGUUGGAUGCAAGUACUGGACUGAAAGGCACCAAAGCCUUGCAUCUGUAGCCUUUGUCUUGUUUUGCACAUAGCAGAGGCUUUUUAUAAUAAUCAUGUUAGACUACAAGUAUCAAAAC